Molecule: messenger RNA, 1865 nt
Organism: Hyla sarda
Lineage: Eukaryota; Metazoa; Chordata; Amphibia; Anura; Hylidae
Product: transcription factor E2F5-like
Exons: 10
Coding region: 157-1233 (358 amino acids)
Biological process (GO): regulation of transcription by RNA polymerase II
Cellular component (GO): RNA polymerase II transcription regulator complex
Molecular function (GO): protein dimerization activity; DNA-binding transcription factor activity, RNA polymerase II-specific; RNA polymerase II cis-regulatory region sequence-specific DNA binding
Source: RefSeq, a predicted model, not a curated record
GUCUCCCCGGGCAACGCUGCGACUAGACGUCACUUCCCGUGUGAUCGCGUCUCUCGUGGUGCUCCGCGUGUUGCGGGCAGAGUUUUCUGGUGUUUUACCCGGUAGAGGGGGGGCGGGCUAUACAGAGGCCUGCCCCCGGUAUCACGGCUUGCGGACAUGGCGGAGCCGGCGGGGGUGUCCAGCAGACACGAGAAGAGUCUGGGGCUCCUCACCAGUAAGUUCGUGUCACUGCUGCAGGAAGCCAAAGACGGAGUGCUGGAUCUGAAAGUGGCUGCAGAUACUUUGGCUGUGAGACAGAAACGCAGAAUAUAUGAUAUCACUAAUGUCUUGGAGGGGAUUGGUUUGAUAGAGAAGAAGUCAAAGAACAGCAUCCAGUGGAAGGGUGUUGGUGCUGGAUGCAACACAAAAGAAAUCCAGGAUAGACUGAAGAAUCUUAAAGCAGAAAUUGGAGAUCUGGAUCUGAAGGAGAAGGAGCUAGACCAGCAGAAAGUGUGGCUGCAGCAGAGUAUCAACAAUGUUAUGGACGACUCUGUAAAUCAAAUAUACUCUUUUGUAACCCACGAUGACCUUUGCAAUUGCUUUAAUGGUGACACGCUCUUGGCCGUGCAGGCUCCUUCUGGCACACAGCUGGAGGUUCCAAUUCCAGAAACGGGUCAAAAUGGACAGAAAAAGUACCAGAUUAGUUUGAAAAGCAGUUCUGGGCCCAUCAAUGUUCUUCUUAUAAAUAAGGAAUCCAGUGCCUCUAAGCCGGUCGCCUUUCCUGUUCCUCCACCUGACGAUGUUACACAACCCCAAGCUCAGGCUGAACCAUCCAGUAUGCAAAGGCCGUCCACACAGAAUGACCCUCAACUGAAAGAGGAGAAAACAGAUAAACUACCAGAAGAAUCUAACACAAAUGAUGUUCAGGAGAACACAACUGUGACCAGUUUCUGUGAACUUCCAGAUUCUCUCCUCUAUCCCCCCCUGACAACAGAUUUGGCGCCAUCCACUGCCAGCGCCAAUGACUAUCUUGCAAUGGAUGUCAAUAAUCUCCUUAAGCCCAAUACAUUUGACAUUGCUAAACUGGAUGAUACGGAAGGUCAGAUAAGUGGAGACUUAAUUGAUGAGCUCAUGUCUUCUGAUGUGUUUCCACUCUUGCGACUUUCUCCAACACCCGGGGAUGACUACAAUUUUAACUUGGAUGACAGUGAAGGCGUGUGCGAUCUGUUUGAUGUGCAGAUACUGAAUUAUUAGUAAAGGGAUAUUGUUCCUGGUGGAUUAUAGCUGUGAGAACAGGUCUGUGGCGUUGUCUAUGUCAACAGGGGCUUCUGGAGUUGGCCUGGAAAUCUAGAAGAAAAAUGUAUUGAAGUUUAUCAGCUCACGAUACACUAAGACAAUUCUUUAUAGAAUACUGAGCGGGACGUAGUGCUUGUAUUCACCAAAAUAUUAAUGUUACUUCCUUGCCUUCACAACACCAUGGAGAAGAAAAGCGUCCAGGUAUCCCGGAUUUAUGUAACGGAACCAUAGGAUCUAAAGAACUGUCUGCACCCUACUUAUAAAUCAUCCAUAACCUUGUAGUACGACUUGUGCAGGAAGCUUACUUAGAAAUCUGGCUGAUGCAGAGCUCGUAACAGAUCCCCGGCUCUGUGCUGCUAGAGCGCAUUUCGUACCCAGGUCGGCUGGUAGAAACACGCCCCCUCCAUUCAUCUCUAUGGGAGAGGCGGAGACUCAGGAACGCUGUGUCUCCGCCUCUCCAGUAGAGAUGAAUGGAGGGUGCGCGUUUGUACCAAAAGGUGGAUGAUACGCGAGUCCUGGCCGGGACCGACCCAAUAUGAGACGGGGUCGUCCUGAGUCGUUAAAGGAGAUCUGUAGUGCUCUGAACUUUA